AUGGCAACUAAUGUCAUUACAAAUACAUGUAAGUUGGGAUCUGACAGGUACAACAUGUUCUCCUCGUUUCUUAGUCUGGUGAAGGCCAUCUGUUCUCUCAAGCACAUUUGUCAGUCUAUAAGCAUGUCUACCAAGUGUCCUGGUUGGCAUAUGUGUGCUCAAUCCUCAAACCGCUCAAGUUUGUUGCAAGCAGAAAUACUUAUAGUAAAGGAGUACCAAGCUGUAUACUUUGAAAACGAGAUCAUUAACCUCUCUCAAGGCCUUCCUAUCAGCUCAAGAAGCUCCUUAUUAGCUCUCAACCCAUACCUAGACUCUCAAAAUGUCCUGCGUGUAGGUGGUAGACUACAGCAUUCUGAAUUGUCUUCUACAGAAACGAAUCCUGUCAUUGUACCAAAGAAAAGCCACCUAGAAACUCUUCUUAUUAGGAACUUUCAUGAGUCCGUACAUCACCAGGGUAGACACUUUCCAGAAGGUGCCAUCAGAUCUGGUGGAUAUUGGAUCACAGGUGGUAAACGGCGUGUUUCUUCAUAUAUUUUCUCAUGUGUCCCUUGUAGGCGCCUGCGCGGCAAACAACACAAUCAGAUGAUGGCAGAUCUCCCAAGAGAUAGAGUCACACAUGCUCGACCAUUUAGCUAUGUUGGAGUAGAUGUGUUUGGCCCUUGGUCCAUCGUGAGCAUAAAGACUAGAGGAGGCCAAGCCUCCAGUAAGCGGUGGGGGGUCUUGUUUACUUGUUUAAGAAUUAGGGCCAUUCACAUUGAACUAAUAGAAGAAAUUAGUUCUAGUGCAUUCAUUAAUACCCUGAGACGCUUUGUCUCGAUCCGCGGUCAAGUGGUUGAAUUUAGAUCUGAUCGAGGUACAAAUUUUAUAGGAGCCACGGAAAACUUAAACAUGCAAGCAGUGUUUGUUGAAGACGGUCCUGUACGUUCCUACCUUCAGCAGCAAAAGGUGUCCUUGGACUUUAGCCCUACACAUGCAUCCCACAUGGGUGGCGUGUGGGAAAGGAUGAUUGGGGUGAUUCGGAGAAUUCUAGAUAGUUUGUUGAUGCAACAUGGACAGAAAAACCUGACACAUGACGUUUUCUAA
Messenger RNA from Dreissena polymorpha, 1083 nucleotides. RefSeq lists its product as uncharacterized. The transcript has a single exon. NCBI's taxonomy places the organism in Eukaryota, Metazoa, Mollusca, Bivalvia, Myida, Dreissenidae. Gene Ontology annotation, molecular function: nucleic acid binding. Gene Ontology annotation, biological process: DNA integration. The record is from RefSeq and is a predicted model, not a curated record. The coding region runs from base 1 to 1083 and encodes 360 amino acids.